Messenger RNA from Episyrphus balteatus (marmalade hoverfly), 8181 nucleotides. Its product is annotated as serine-rich adhesin for platelets-like. The transcript is spliced from 5 exons. Lineage: Eukaryota; Metazoa; Arthropoda; Insecta; Diptera; Syrphidae. Bases 1054 to 7059 code for a protein of 2001 amino acids. The record is from RefSeq and is a predicted model, not a curated record.
CUUGGUUUAGUUUUACUUAUACCGUCGUCGGGAGGAUUGUGUCUUGCUCAAAGCAAUUUUUUUUUGUCGAGAAAAUAUCCGAAGAGGGUGUCACAUUUUUUUUCUUUACACAAGAAAUAUAAAUAAAAUAUAAACCAAACCAGCUAGUCGCGACUGGACCCAAACAAUUAACACUACUUCAUCCCACUAAAUGAGGCAAAUUUAUAAAAAAUUAUUUAUUAGCCAUUCAUUAUUUAAAAAAAAUGACUUUAUUUAGCUUAAAUACAACAUUUUUUUUAUUUGUCGCAUUGGGACAACUUGCGAGUGAGAAAUCAUCAUCAAUCCAUACAAAAAAUGAAUUUAUCUAAAUAAGAGUAGCAUUGCCAUUUUUUUGUUGUUGUUGUUUUCGUUUCUUUUCCACAAAAUCGAAACAACCCUAUAUAUCAGCUACAACAACACAUAUACCAAGGCAAGAGAGAAAAAAAGAAUGACAUGAAUGAAAAAAGAGUAUGUCUAUAUUGCAAGAAGUCUUCCAUUCAUUAGUUGUCCUGCUCAAGUUGCUUGCUGAAAGCUUUCGGUCGAUUCAGCUGAUUACUUUUAUUUUGAUACGACAAAAGAAAAGACAGGACAUGUAUGUUUUGAUAUAAGCUGUCACAAUUGUGUCUACACGAUGAGAGUAAAAUUGAACAUAAUUAUUAAUUGCUGGGAGCUGUUGUGUUAACAAUUAAACAAAAAAGAAAAGAAAAAAAAAACUAUGUGUGAACUUGAAAUUACAGCUUUUUAAUUAAUGGUGUGUUUUAUUUUGUUGUAUUUAUUUUUUGAAAUCUUGCCGAGUGGAGUGAGAGUAAUAGAUUUUUACUAUGUUCACCAGCAUCAGUAAUAUAUUUACAAAAAGUUGAAUACAUUCACAUACAUAAAAAGAGGAACUCUUUUUGAAAAUACCAAUUUGAAAAAAAAACUAUAAAAAAACUAAACGAAAAUUCAUACACAUCCCAAGUUAACUAAAAUUCUAUCAAAAUAGGUAAAAAACAAGCAACCCGAAAAAAUUUCAAAACGCGGCUACCACGAGGCAAAAUGGCAAGCUUCAUGAUGUCGUCGGGGGAUGGUGGUGGCGGAGGAGGAAACAAUAACAGCAAUAGCUGCCAUACAAACUCCAGUUCUACGGCUGCAGCUGCAAGUGCUUCUUGUGCUUCGGCAGCAGCAGCGGGAGUAACUGGAGCAGGAGUUAAUGAGGAAAACACGAAUCAAUUGUCCUCCCAAGCAAAUUGCGAUGGAAUGUUCCCGAAUGCUUUAUCAACAAUUCAAGGCCAAAAAUGGAACGAACAUGGUGAUUUUGAGCUUUUGCUUUUAAAUGUUAAUCGAAAUCAUGAGAAUCUGAUCACUCCAGUUACUUUAAAUACAACAACUGGCGGUUCUAAUUCUUCAACGGUUGCAGCGUCAACAGCUUCUUGUUCUUCAGCAGCAGCAGGAGCAGCAGUAACCGGAGCAGGAGUUAAUGAGGAAAACACAAGUCAAUUGUCGGCAUCGAAUUGCGAUGGAACGUUCCCGAACCCUUUUUCCACAAUGCAAGGGCAAAAAUGGAGCGAACAUAGUGAUUUUGAGCGUUUGCUUUUAAAUGUUAAUCAACAUCAUGAAAAUCUAAUCCCUCCAGUUACUUUAAGCACAGCUGGUGGUUCUCAUUCGACUUCGGCGACAAAACCGUCUCAAAAUUCCAACUUCAAUACGAGCUAUAAGGGUGAAGUUUUAAAACUACCCGGCACCGAUAUGCAUCAUUAUGGCAUAGCUCCAAAAACAGAGGCUCUAGUCGUAUCGAUAUGCAAUAUAUGCAAUGCAAUCCUCAAAGCCCCGGGACUCGAGCGACACAUGAAAGCUCAACAUCAUUCAAGCAUACGUAAUGCUUUGGCUGCAGCAGCAUCAGGAGUUAAUUCCUUGUCAACCUUACAAGAUUCCUCGUCGGCAACUGAACGUGAUGCAACAAAAUCUUCAUUAGGAGGUAGUACAUCUUCUUCGGGGGCCAGUCAGACUAAUACUUCAGUAGGAUCUUAUCAAUCUACUUCGUCUACUCGAAUACCUGCAGCAGGUGCUGCGCGAACAGUUGCGUCAUCAUCUGGUCGUGCGGCGGCAGCAGCAGCAGCGCCAGCUUCUCCAAAACCAUCAGCAACAUCAAACCGAUCACCUGCUGCAGUUUCUCGAUCACCAGCAGCUAAUCGAUCUCCGGCAUUGCCCACUACUGCACCGUCGCCUAUUCCCGCUGCAGCACCAACACUCCGUGCAAAAGGGCGAGGGGUUGGUCGUUCACGUUCGAAAAGUGGGAAAGGCGUCAAAAGAAAAACAUCCGCCCUUUCAACUGUAUCAGCUGCGCCAACGACAGCGUCGACAACAAUAGUAGAAGCAGUAACAACUACGGCAACAACAACAACAACCACAACAGCAGCUAUUACACCACAAAGCGAAAUUUCUGCAAAUACAGCAAAUUCAAACAACAAUAGCCCCAAUUUAGUAAACAGUCAAGGCUCAAGUUCCUCAGCGUCGAUGAUUUCUUCGACGUUUCCAUCGCCAUUAUCUGUGUGUUCCUUAUCGGCUUCGCCCCCUGCCGGGUCGUCAAUAACGCUAAGUCCAUCUGGUAGUUCUAGUGCUACCAUCAUAUUAGAUGUAACUUCAACGGGUGUCCAAACUUCACCAACUGCCACCUCAAUUCCUAGUAAUUGCCCAACACCAAUCACAUUGUCUUCACAUUUAUCGCUAUCUUCAUCGUCAUCAUCGCCUUCGUCAUUCCAGUCGGCGUCGUCGUCGUCAUCUUCUUCCUCAUCUUCGUCGUCGUGUUCCUCGGCAGCGUCGCCUUCCUCUCACUCAUCUACCUCAAUGAGCUUACUCUCUACAACUGUCGUCGUAGCAUCAUCUCCAUCGCCAACCGUUGUUUCGUCUCCAGUAGCAUUCAGCAAUCCAUCAACAAUGGAAUCAACAAAUACUUGUAAUGCAAUUAUUAUUCCUCCUAAUGCUAUAAAGAACCAAAUCGCAGCCGGAACCGGAGGAAACAAAGGUACAAUACAAUCCAUAAGUACUGCAACACCAACAAAUAGCUUUAAAUCAACUAUCAAUGCAGCUAAUCAAAGGGUUCUUCCCGACUUUGAUUCUUCAAAUUCAGCUUGUAGUAUUGAUUCGGAUAGGCGUACCAACAACUCAUCAAACAAUAGUCAACCUUCAAUAAAAAGCUAUAACAACAAUGUGCAAGCCGCCCAAAUUGAACCCAAUCUUUUAAAAUCAACAUUAUCUUUAUUGGUUGCAUCGGCGGCGUCGUCUUCUAGUGCAAAUAAUGAUGGAACUAUGGGUGGUUCUGCUGGGACAACAUGUUUGAUAGGCAACAAUAGCGGUAUGGUUAUUUCUCCUGUAACGUCAACACCAAGUCCAAAUAUUGCUGCUGCUACCGCCAAUUUGUUGCCAAAUAUAAGUCUUAUUCAUUUGGGUUCGAUACCACAACAGCCAUCACAGCAGCAAAAGCAGCAGCAACUGCAGCAGCUACAGCAGCAGAAGCAACAGGAACAGCUGCAGCAAAAACAGCAGCUACAGCAACAACAAUUACAGCAACAACGGGAAGAAGAAGACAAGCAACAACAACAAAGGCAACAACAACAGCACGAACAGCAGCAACAACAGAUGCAACAAAAACAACCACAACAACAACAGCCACAAAAACCAUCACAACAACAUAAACCAUUACAACAAACGCAGCAACAACCAAAACAACAACAAACGCAACCUUCAUUGCAAAUGCAACAACUGCCAUCGAAACAAACUCUUCAAUUACAACAUCAACGCCAACAAAAAAAUCAAGAAAGUCUUAAAAAGACAGAAGAUCAAGAAAAACACCAAAGCCAACAACAGACUGUUCUCCAAGAUGUUUCACAGCAGCAGCACCAGCAACAACAAGGUCAAAGACAAAUUUCUGGCAUCAUUGAUUCCAAUACGUCUUCCUCUUCAGUGCCACCUAUUCUGAUGACUGGUAUAGGCAGUAAUCAGCCAAUUAACGCUCAGCAACAACAACGUCCAAUGCACUUACCAAAUACGAACUUAAUUGACAUGAACACACGAACAUUCCAAAAUCAACAACAAUCAGCAUCAGCAACUGAUAUGCAAUUCGAUCGAAACGUUGCCUAUCAGCAACAACAACAACAGCAACAACAAAUAAAUGCUGCAACUGGAAACACUGCUGUCGACCCCAAUUCUAUUCUCACAUUAGUCGAUGGCUAUUUUGAUCAAUUUUCCCAGUUAGACUUUUUGAAUGAUACAAAAUUUCUUAAUGAGAUUCUAAAUACAACAGAUACAGAAAUUAGUGACAAUAAUAAUGGUAAUAAUGGACCUUCGGCCAAGAAACAACGUUUGGAAGAAGAUUUUAAUAACUUGGCAGCAACAUUUGAAGUAGAUUCUGUGUGCCAUCAACAAAACAUGUCAAUGCAGCAGCAUAUGCAAGGUGUUGCUGUUGCUGUUGGCGAUUCAACUUCAUCGUCAUCAUCUUCAUCGUCUUCCUCAUCAAAUUCCAGUUCAUCAUCAUCUUCUUCGUCUUCUUCUUCUCAAAUAAUACCAACAUUACAAGUGCCGCCCUCAGCACAGCAAUCAUUGGAAAGCUUGCAGGGCAGUUCUAUGUUAAGUGAUAUUAGUUCCUUAUUGGGUACAGCAACAGGCAAUGCUGAAAACUCAAGCUCCCAGCCCAUGAAUAUGAUGCCAACAGAAUUAUUUACUAAUAAUCUUCCUGUUGUUAAUUGUGAAUCUUCACAAGCUAUGGUCGGUUCAAAUAUUAUGGCUCCAUCAUCCCAGGUGGAUGUGAGUGUAAGCGUUAGUGAUUUAGGUGAUUUUUCAAAUUUGAAUGCAACUCAAUUUCAACAAAUUAUUUAUCAACAUCAACAACAACAACAACAGCAACAAACACAACAACAACAGCAACCGCAACAACAACAACAUAAUUUGGACGAUUUAUUGGGAAAUGGAUAUCAAAUCUACAAUCUGCCACCUAUAGCUGGACAAAAUGAACAAUAUAGUCAGCAAAAUGUUAUUGUCUUACCUGGUGCAAACACCAACAACACCAACAAUACUAACCCUACCACAGCCACCAACGGUAAUGUAAUGGAGACCACAGGAAUAAAUCAACAUCAUCAACAAAUUAUUUAUGAAAUAUCCAACAAUAGCAAUGAAAAUUCCACAAAUGGACUCUUCGAUUUAUUUCAAGCAGCCAGUGGCCCCAACGGCUUACAACAACAAGAUAUAUUUGCUGUCCAAUAUCCUAGAACGUUACUUAAUGAUGACAAUGGUGUCAAUAUCAGUUUUAGCGAUAUAGAAAUGCUAAGUGGAACAAAUAAUUGUGACAUGAGAGUACUUGAUAAUCUGGCUUCAUCUAUUUCACCAUUAGACUUGGCGGCGGCUGCAGCAAAUUCAGAGGUUCAAUCAUCGCUUAAGAAACACUUUUCCAACAACACAUCAGUAAGUGGAGGAACACUCACAUCCGAAACACUGAACAAUGAACACGACAACAAUAACCACUACCAAAUCAAAGAUACUUCCAAUGAAAUGCAACCAAAUACAAAUCAUGAACUGGUAACAAUAAUUAAGGGUGAUAUUAUGUUCUUCGAAACAACAGAUAAGUGUAAACAAUCUUUGGAAUUUGAUCUAGAAGACAUGGAAGAUGACUCACAAGGAGAAUGUAUAGAAAAAUCCACAACCACCGAGCCAUCAGAAAAAGAAAACGAUGAUACAGUUAUUGUUCAUAGACCUGUUUCAUCAAUGCCACCAUCGACGGAAGCAUUUCCAACAUACCAUAAUAAUACUAACUUAAGUUCAACUGUUCCCAGACCUAUUACUAUGAAUUCAUUUGGAAUGUUGAAAACAUCUUAUGAUUCUACAGAAUUUCGAAAAGAUAUUCUCUGCACACGAAAAACAAAUAAUUCCAUUGCGUCAACAAAUGCCGAUGGACGUGUUAGUAUUCCUUCUGGGGGGAGUCCUUUAGCAUCGAUAAAUCCACUGAAUCGUCAUAGUAUUGUUACACCUGAUAAUGGUGAUGCUGCCGCUACGAUUUUUGGCGGAUCAUCGCUCGCACCACUUGGUUAUAAAUUUGAAAUGGGAAAAAAUCAAUCUAAUUCAACUAUGAAUUAUAAUAUUAAAACAAGUAGUAACUUUAAUAGUAGUCGUGCAACAAUUCGUGCAAUAAAUACCUCUUCUGCUCCUGGUCCAAUUAUAGGUGGUUUUACAAAGCCACAGCCCAGACGUAUAGUUUCUUUAAAUACUUUAAGUAAUUCAACAACUACUGCGCCAAAAUGUCGUCAGAUUGCAAUUGGAAGUACAGCAGGUGGUGUCACUAUUACACCAACCACUGCAGUAUCUCCAGCAGUCAAUAUAACUGGAAUCAAUAAUGUAGGAGGAGGGCCUGGAAUAGUACGAAACACUUCAAAUAAUACUACGCCUACUGCUAAUCUUUACUACAAGUCCAUUGUUGGAGGUGUUGGAGUUAUUGCCACAAAUAAUAAUAUCAUAAAUGUAUCAAAUAAUAAUAAUAGUAAUUCAACAAAUAAUAAUAAUAAUAAUUUUAAUACUGAUAAUAAUGAUGCUACUAGUAUUAGCAGCAACAAUUCGAAUAACGAUACUAACGAUAAUGAUAAUAAUGAUAGUAACAAUAAUGACAACAUUAAUGAAAGUAAUAAUUAUAACAAUGAUAAUUAUAAUAAUAAUUCCACUAAUAAUAAUAAUAAUAAUAAUAAUAAUAAUAACACAAACAAUAACAAUAAUAAUCCAAACGAUCGAAUAAAAUUACAUAAACGAUCAUUGAUAAUGGGAAAUGGCAGCUCAUUAGCACCCGGCGCUGCAUUAACACCACGGACUAUUAAUCUUAGCAGUGAAAUAAUAGCUGAGCUAUUGGAUUCAGCUAGAAGUCGCAUAGAUAUUGGACGCAGCAGUUUAACUAUAACAACAUCGACAUCGAGUUCGGGAGCAUCGACAACAUCUUCAUCAUCAUCAUCACCAACAUCAGUUUUAAAUGGUGGUAACAGCUGUGGCGGUUAUCAGAAUUUAGACAAUUUCUCUUGGGACUUCAUCUAAUUUGCAAAUUUAAAUAAAAACCAAAUUAUUUGCAAGAGUUAUGUGAUUAUUUUUUUUUUUUUAGAUUUGACGAAAUUGAUACAUUAUUACAAUUAAAUAACACGUAAAAUAUUUUUUUCUAAUUUUAGAAAUACAAAAUGUAUAACAAUUUAUUUUGUUUUAAUUUUAAAAGCUUACAAAACUUUAAAACGUCCAUUACUUAAACAUCAGGCAAUCAUCGACGUAUCAAUAUUUCUCCUUUUUUAUCGCGGUAAAAUAUAUAGGCACGUUAAGGUUAAUUAUCAACACAGACACGUUUACACUAGGGCGUUCGUUAUUUAGGUUUUUUUUUCGAGGAUCAAGUUAAUAAGUGGAAAAACUGUUUCAAAUAAUAAAAUAAAAUCCCCUAAUUUUUUCAGAUUUUUAUUUUGACGCUGUAUGGCGCCCCAAGAGGGUUAAAGUUUGUUGUUAUGUGAAAUAGGCAUAUGUUGACUUAUAAGGCCAUUUUUUUUAAAACAAAAGUUUUUGGUGAGGUUCUUGUCUACAUUAAACAUCGUUUUCAUAAAAGUUAUAAACCAUUUUUCUAGGACUAGGGGUUUAGUCAAUCUUGGGGUGCCAUUUUUUUUUUAUUAUUUAGAAACAGUUUUUCCACUUAGGAACUUGAUUCAUAAAUAACGAACGCCCUAGUAUACACGUAUUAUUUUUUGGUACAAAAAAAAAAAUUUAAACUCUCAAAACUUUCACACCGUUUUCAAUUGGUUUACUAUAUUUUUGAGUCCGUCUUUUCUUAUUUAAACAUAAAUUUAAGCAAAAACUUCUUUUUUUUUUAUUUUCCAUCAUUUUUCCCCCCAAUUUGCAACACAAAGUAUUAAUAGGUUUCACGAUAAUUUUUAAGUUCUAAGUUUUUUUUAUUUAAAGUAUGCUAAAUUUUGUCUCGCGUCCAAUAAAACAAAAAAAUGCAAACGAAUAAAUACUCAGUGGAAAUUUCAUGCAGAGUUUCUCAAACUGCUAAAAAAAAAAAAAUAAAAAACAGAAAGCUAAAUUACUGUAAUUAUUGUUCUACAAACAAUGUACUAAAGAAUUAAUUCUAUAAAAAAGUUAAAUUAUAUUUUAGUAAAAAGCACUUAGAAUUAAAAAAAAAAA